AUGUCGUGGACCCGUGAACAAGAUUGGGCCAAGUCGUCCUGGGCUAGUUCGUCUUGGGAGAAGAAAGGAUCGUCGGGUUGGAACAACCGUGACUGGCAAAAAUCCCCUCAACAGUCUGUUCCCAGCACCAAUGUUGCCAUCCCAUCGUCUUUUACCAGUGACUGGGAGUGUUACGACAAGAAUGCUAUUUCUGGCAAGAAGUUCUUUCGUAACAUCCAAUCCACGCCCUGGUCUACGAAAGCUGGACUGGCUGGAAAAGAUGUCGCCGAUCUUCGUGUCUCAGACCUGACGAGAAAAGGUCUUGAUGACUUCAGUCUCCGCUGUUUGUCCAAUGGAGAAUUUCAGAGCUUAGUAUUCGUGAGGUCGAUUUCAGAAGCAGUGUUUGUGACUAACCUGCUUCGUCACACUCGGCAAGACCGGAUUGAUCUUGAUGCCGUGGCAGCAAAUAUGCACGGCCCAGCUCCGCCUGACAAGCACAGGGAGUCUGCGAGAUUUAUGCAACCAUUGCUUGGCGAAAUUGUUUCAACAAUCAAAGCCAAUUCGCCUCCUCCGGCGGAUUCAAGCCAGCAAUCGCCUGAGAGUGAACAGCUUGCUCGUGCGAAGCGAAAGUUGAAGGAAGCUGGGAUUGCUCUUACUCCAGAGAAGAAGCAGGCCAAAACUGGCCCAAAGCCCACCGCUUCACCUUCACCGUCAGCUGAGCAGAUUUUGAAUGCGGAACUCCCGAAUCCGCCGAACUCUGUUCCGAGUUCCAGCUCCCCUGAUGUUGUUGAAAAAUGGCUCAAGAAGCAUCAGAGCCAGUUUCGUGGUCAAGCUGCAGCUUUUAAGAAACAUGUGGCUGAUGUUUGCUCUGUGCUGAAAGAUUCAGCCACUGAUCGGCAAAGCCUGGCAGAUCUCGCUAUCAAGUACGGCUUGAAGAAAAGCCAUGUCCGUAAGAGGCUUGCUUCAGCAGUGUGCACGCUUGGUACAGCAGCAGCUUUCAUGUUGGAGUUUGGCGAUGGAAUACCCAAGACUCCGCUGAUUUGGGUGCAUACAUUGAUGUCGUUGGUGUUGUUGUUUUACCUCAAUGCACCCAGCCAGGAUGAUUCACACAGAUUCAAGAUUGUUCGGAGAUUGCAGCAGUUCGGAGUGGAUCCAGAUACUCUGCAUUUUUCUCUGUUUGAGAAGCCGAACACUGUAUAUUGCAUUUUUCAAGUUGAUGUCGACAUGGGUCGAUUUCGUUCGGGCUACCGUCAGCCCUCAUCACUUCUGUAUGUGGGAAGCACUGCUGUCGGUGCAGCCAAGCGGCAUUUGAACCGCAUGGCAGUCUACAGAAGACUUCAAAGAACCGAAUUUGUGGAUGCAGAAUUGUCCCUGAGAUAUUGGGCAUCCCAACACAACCUUUUCCAGUUUGUGCUUGUUCCGCUAGAAUUUUGUGACAGCUACCAGCGAGCUUGGACUGUUGAGCACGAACUCAUUGCUCAAUGGCAGGCACCUUUGAAUUAUCCCAGAGCAAUGUCUCUCAUUAAGAAGACCGCUCUCGGUUUCCGAAUUUCGUCCAAACGCAGAGGGUCAUUGUAUUGCACCUUUGGCCUCCGACUUUGGCGCAAACUGCGAAAGCGCAUGUUUGGUCGCAGUUCGAAAUUCUUCAUUCAUGACUCUCGGGAGUUAGCCUGGGGGCUUCUGUUUAAGCUGGCAUCGAGAACCCGAGCAUCCUUUGAAACAGCGAAGCUGCUCCGAUCCAACAAGACGGCUGACGAGGAAGUGUAUGCCCUCAUCAAACUCAGUCGCAAUAUCGAAAACCCUCAUCGCAACAGGGUGCAAGGAAUACUCAAAGGUGUAGCCAAGUUUCGCAAGAAGAUGCACUGGCCACGGACUUCCCGACCUUUGGGAGUCCUGCCAACUGCGUCUCCUUCGUUUUCCAAGGAGUGCGAGAAGUGGUUAAAAGACCUCAUCCUCCGGUACAAGUAUCUUUUUCCAUCUUUUCAUGUUCCAAAGAACAGCCUACGUGAAGUUCCGCACCAGAGUAUCAAGAAAUUUCUCCACAACUUCCGAUCUUGGGAAGAAACGAUGUGGGAGCACGACUUUGAUUUGGAGUCGGUGCACUGUCCGUGUGAGCAGUUUGCAGGAAAACUUCCUGCUCAUUGCUUCGUGUCUGGCCACGUAGCCACAGGUUUGGAGAACCUGACCAAGCUACUACCAGGCUGUUCGAGCAUCUUAUCGGCCAGUGCCGCGAGCACCUUUUUCCCAGGCCGCAAUCACUGGAUGGCCAAGUCCAGAGCUCUGUUUGAUCAGUGGCUCAAGAGACACAAGCUACCAGCGACGUUGCAUCCAAUUUUUCAAUCCUUUUGUGACCACCAGUGGCAGCAACAUGUUGCAGCCCUGGAACAAUCAGACAGACUACACUGGGCUUUGGUACAGAAGGUGAAGUCUGCCUUGCACUCGGAUUUUGUUCUGUACAACGAAGAUCAUCAUCCGAAUCAUGUCGUGUGCUAUUGUCCUCGCUUCUUCCUUCGAGGAGUUAGCACCACAUGGAACGAUCCCUCUGUGUUUCGUACUCUUGAUGGUACCCCUGAAGAAUGGAGACAGCGCAUUUUGAAGCGCGUUCCUCGAGAUCUGUCCAGAAGAUACGCCUGGGCCUUCAAAGAAGCAGCUCCGCUGCCUCAAGGCACUGUGUUCCUGAAACGGAAGAAACAGUUUGCCAAGGGACGGACCAUCAUUUCGUAUUCCAAUUCGUUGUGCAGCAAGCUAUUGGAGCUGACCUCCAUUGCGUUAACCUUAAUGGUCAAGACGCUGUUUGCUGACAGCCCAGGCAUGCAGAGCAUGCCACAGCUCUGGAGGUCUCUUCAUGCUUAUUGGGCGAAGCCCAGCCAAGAGGAAGACGUCGAAUGGAACGACGAUCUCGUGGGAUUUUUCAAUGCAGUUCCCCGAAAAGACAUCAUGCACGCAGUGCAUUUGAUUGUCCAAGAAUACUGCCAAACUUCUGGCUGUUCGAUCCUCUCGAUCGAUAUGUUGUCAAAAACGGGACACCCGGGCAAACCUCGGGGGAGAACGAAAUCAAACUUAAAGAGGUGUUGGGUUUCUGAUGUUCCGCUGAUUGUGGUCUAUCCUUCGCCACGGGAGUUUUUACAGCUGCUGGAAAGUGCAGGCAGCAAGUGGAGGGGACGUGUAUAG
Molecule: messenger RNA, 3150 nt
Organism: Symbiodinium sp. CCMP2592
Lineage: Eukaryota; Dinophyceae; Suessiales; Symbiodiniaceae
Source: the annotation of a GenBank genome assembly